Molecule: messenger RNA, 1992 nt
Organism: Penicillium atrosanguineum
Lineage: Eukaryota; Fungi; Ascomycota; Eurotiomycetes; Eurotiales; Aspergillaceae
Exons: 4
Coding region: 1-1992 (663 amino acids)
Source: RefSeq, a predicted model, not a curated record
AUGGACGCCAACGGCCACUACUCGGAGCAAUUCCCCGGUACAUACGAGCAGAGCACUCUGCCCGUGCUGUCUCGACCUCCCCCGGAGGUACCGUGGCCUGCUACCGAUCAGGUUCAUAUCGCCGACCCUUAUACCAUCCCUCGCCCUGACGGGCUCACCCCGCAGACCCCCCAGGUCGCCGCACCAGCUCCCAAGCCAGUCACGCAGGCCUCAAGCAGCGAGAAAAAUGCAUCCUCCAAGGUCCGCAAGCCCCGAAAGUCCGCCAAUGCAGCAGCAGCAGGGAAGUCGACGCUGUUCUGGGUGCAUACAGAUCAGGAGUCGGCGGCGGGCGGGACAAAAGAAGAGACUUUGAAGCGGAUCCGGUCCCACGUUAUGUCCGAGCAUAAUCGCAAGAAGCGCCUGGAGAAUACAAAGCGCUAUAAGAGCAAGUCUUUCAAACACUUGGCUUUCCAGCCGCCAGAGACGGCGCCCGGGGCUCUGGGGCCGCCUCGUCCUCCGCUGGUUACUUCGUCAACCUCAUCGACUUCAUCGUCUUCGUCUAGCAGUCGGCGCAGCUCGCAGGUCAUGGAGCAGAUCAAUCACAGUCAGGAAUUGAUGCCCGUGACCACCGCUGCGACUGGAUCCUACUACUCCGUUGGCGCAGUGGAAGCGUGGGAUGACUCAUGGGAUGAUAGUAAUUUAGACGAAGUGGUGGGCUAUCAAGUUAGACAGUCGGAGCCGGCGCCGACUGUAUGGACGUAUAUAGGAUCAGGUGCGCGCGAUCCGUUUAACACGGGGCAUACACAGCUCACGGAUCGGAUGAUGCGCCAUCUGCAGAACUUCCUUUGGGAUCUGACGCAGCAAGCCCAUCCGUUGCAGACGCGGUAUAAGCCUAAAUUGCAGGCACAUUGGGCUGCUCUUAUUCAGCGUGACCCGGCUAUUCUCCACGCGACGAUCUGCAUGUCCACUUCUAAUGCGGCAGUGCAACGGGGCGAAUUGCCGGUCCGAGAUCCCAAUCAGCCACGCAGUGCACUCGUGAUUGAUACUUUCCACCAUCGUGGUGAGACUAUUAGAUUGGUGAACGAGGGUUUGUCGGACCCGGUGAAGGCGUCCAGUGAUGAGUUGAUUGCGGCGGUGUCUACCUUGUUGACUAUCGAGAUCGCAUCAGGCAACCCCGAUUAUCUGAAGAUUCAUCUGGCUGGUCUGCGACAGAUGAUUGGGCUGCGCAAGAACUUCGCCGAUGUUCCUCCAGAUGUCCGCUUCCAGAUAUCAUGGACAGAUAUUCGGGUUGCUUGUAUGGCACUCGCCAAACCUAUCUUCCCUUUCGUACGAUCUCCACGCCCACCAGGCUUGUCUCUUCUCCCGCCCACGGACGAUGUGGCUCUCACGGCGACGCGUCUGAUCCCGUUGAUCAAAAUCCCCGGCAUCUUCAGCGACUUAUUUGCCAAAACUAUAUACGAUCUUCUUGAACUCUCCUGGUACGCAGAAUGGAUCAAAGGUAACACAGGAUACAAAGAAUUCAACGACGACACGGAAGACUACUUUAACUUCGAGGUACUCUAUGUGGAGUACUCCCUACACUCGGACCGGUACACACCAACCGGCCAAGUCAAGGGCGAUAACUCAAUCGAGGGCUGCUGCCGCCUCGCCUGUCUGUGUUUCCACAACAGCGCCAUCUGGAACUUCUACCCCAUGUUGGCGCCAGUCCUCCCCAAGCCCAUUCUCGCCCUACGUACCGCGCUCGAAGCGACCAUCCCGUCUGGGCUUUUCGCCCUCUGCCGAGACCUCCUGAUAUGGCUCCUUUUCACCGGCGCAGUAUGCAGCCAAUGUAUGCCGACAGAGCGAGCCUACUUCGUGUCGGAGCUAGCGACAGCAGCCCGUCUGCACGGUGUUAACUCUUGGCAAGAGGCCCGCUCGAUCCUGCUUGGCUUCUUCUAUGCCGACCGUGUCCACCUGCCCAUGCUGCGUCAGGUGUGGCAGGAAGUGCAGCUGCAGGUGGAGCCGACUGCGUGA